GGCUAACUCUAGUCGGCGAAUCGAUACGGCUCGAUUCCCGAAAACGAUCCGUUGCCAUUGUUACGGAAACUAAGUGGGGCGUGGUUUACCGAUCGCCAGUCAAAUUGGGUUAAACACGCUCGAACGGUAUAGUUUAUCCUUUAAACUCGAUUAAUCCUACUUAGUAGUAAUUGAUCGCGAUUAACCAGACGUUAAGCUUCUUUUUUUUUCAUUCGACUCUGGAUAACCGUGCGUCACGACGUUUGCCGCGGUAGUUGAACAAUCGAUCGCACGUAUUUUACCGCGUAAGAUUCAACAACGUAACAGGUUGUAUUACCAUCACUGCUAAAAGUAUGCGCCAAGUCGAUGAUUCAUCUGUGAAUAAUUACCCAAGUUCGCGCAACCGUGUGGAAUUACGAGUACGCUAUGUAUCGUACAUACGCGUCCAUCGUUCCCUGAAUUUCGAUAAAGUAUUUAUUUCGGAUGAAAAUUGCAAACUCGUUUCGUCGGUUUCCGUCAAUUUCCUCGUAGAAUUUCGUAUACGCGACGCGCGAAACGGCGAAGAGUAUUUCCUAAUAAUUACCGAUGACGCCUUUUGCGCUCUUUCGACUCGAAGGUUGUCGAUCGAUGCACGAGUUUAGCGUGCUCCGCUUCCAUAGUUUCGGCCUAUUACGCAACGAAACUGAAAUCACCGAGUAUGGAAAGGCAAAGAUCGGCGAGAGAUGCGAGAGGGAUCGUAAUUGCAUUCAAAAUGCGUACUGUCGUGCACAAAUGACCUGUUUGUGCGAUCAAUAUUAUUCACCUACUUUUGACAAUUCGAUGUGCAUCGCUAGUGCCGGACUGAGUUGCUCCAACGACGUUGUCUGCAGCACGAUGUCAAACGCAGUAUGUAGGCAAGGAGUGUGCGCGUGCAAAGAUUCUUACAUUUUAGACAUAAAUAAUUCUUCGAAUUGUAUCAGAAGGCCGUCUAUAGUGGGCGAUCCUUGUCAAAGGACCGACGAAUGUCAAGAUGCGUUCGAUCGUGCCAUGUGCAUCAACGAACGUUGCGAAUGCAUCACGUUGUAUCAUUUUACGAAUGAAACCAGAAAAUGUAUUCAAUCACGAUUUUUAUACAACACGUGUAAAAUGGAUUACGAGUGUAUAAGCUUCGACAAUGAAGAUAUCCUUGAAUGUAGAAAUGGCGAAUGCGUUUGCAAAGAAGGACAGGGGACUUGUAGCAAAGGUUCCACGCUCACCAUUGGAAUUCUUCUGAUGCUUUUACCCUUUAUACACAGACUGAAUAAAUCUUGUUAAUUUUGGAAUUACAAAUCUUCGAAAUAACAAAUUAUUUUCAAUUCUUUUAGGAAUAUCAGCAGCGAUUUGUGAAUAACAAAUUUA
Molecule: messenger RNA, 1356 nt
Organism: Eufriesea mexicana
Lineage: Eukaryota; Metazoa; Arthropoda; Insecta; Hymenoptera; Apidae
Product: tenascin
Exons: 6
Coding region: 565-1272 (235 amino acids)
Source: RefSeq, a predicted model, not a curated record